Molecule: messenger RNA, 780 nt
Organism: Talaromyces rugulosus
Lineage: Eukaryota; Fungi; Ascomycota; Eurotiomycetes; Eurotiales; Trichocomaceae
Exons: 1
Coding region: 1-780 (259 amino acids)
Molecular function (GO): oxidoreductase activity
Source: RefSeq, a predicted model, not a curated record
AUGUUCACUCAGGCCAAAUCGGAAACCUCAUAUUUAACAUUUUUGGAGCUACGAAAACAUAAAAUGGCACGCUUUGAUGGAAAGACAGUGGUAGUAACAGGCGCAGGGUCUGGCAUAGGCCGCGAGGUAUCACUAUGCUUUGCCACCGAAGGAGCAACAGUAAUAGCCCUGGACAUCUCAUGCCCCAUGCCAUUCGAGGAAUCCAAUAUUCACUACCGAAAACAUGAUGUUCGGCUUGAGGAGGACUGGAAUAGCCUCGUGACCGAACUUUCGACAAAAGAAGGUGCUGAUUGCUUGGUGAACUCUGCUGGAAUCAUGGACUACGCUCCCCUGGAUGAGGUCGACUUGAGCAGCUGGCGCCGAACCAUGGCGGUUGAUCUAGACGGUGUUAUGCUCGGUAUGCGUGCGAUAAUCCCAUUGAUGAAAGAACGAGGCGGCUCUAUUGUCAACAUCUCUUCGGUCUGGGGCUUGGUGGCUGUCUCUGGCUGUGCAGCAUACCACGCAGCCAAAGCAGCUGUAACACACCUGACCCGAAAUGCUGCCGUCACUUACGCUCCUCAUAAUAUUCGAGCCAACGCGAUCCACCCGGGAAUCAUAGCAACGCCCCUGGUUCUCAAACAACCAGACGAGUUCAACCAAGCUAUGAUUAGUCGCACGCCCCUGGGCCGAAUGGGUAAACCGGUGGAAAUCGCAAAAUGUGUCUUGUUUAUGGCUAGCGAUGAUGCGUCAUUUAUGACUGGAGCGGCAAUUGCCGUCGAUGGUGGCUGGACGGCUCAGUAG